Cuculus canorus (common cuckoo) is the source of this 3401-nucleotide messenger RNA. It is a transcript of the gene STEAP1, whose product is annotated as STEAP family member 1. Gene Ontology annotation, cellular component: endosome; plasma membrane. Lineage: Eukaryota; Metazoa; Chordata; Aves; Cuculiformes; Cuculidae. The record is from RefSeq and is a predicted model, not a curated record. The coding region runs from base 242 to 1270 and encodes 342 amino acids. The transcript is spliced from 5 exons.
CGCGCGGACGGCGCCGAUGCCCCGGGACGGGGCUGCGGCUCCGGAGCGGAGCGGGAGGGCGUGAAAGGCGGGGCCGGCCGGGGAGGUGGAGGCAGCGGCCGGGCUUCCCCACCGCCGCCGCUCUCAGACACGCAGCCGAGGUGCGCCGUGGCUGCCCCGCUGCUGACGGAGCCGAGUCGGGGCCCCGGGAUCCCGCGGGAAGAAGCGGCUGCGCUGCCGGCGGCCCGAGGGAGUUUCCGCAAUGGAGAAGAGGGAAGGUGACAGUCAUGCCAUUGAUUGGAAUGCAGGUCAGAGCAUCAUGCCGAGAAGAAAUACAGGAAACCUUAGCAACUUGAAUGCGGAUAUGCAAGUCACCAAUCCACCAGAAGCAGGCGCGCUUUUUAAUUUACAUCAAGCACACCAUUUUGGUGAGUUUGAACACUCUUCAGAGCAACACUGCACACAGGAUCUGUUUCCCAAGUGGCACUUGCCAAUGAAGAUAGCAUCUGUGAUCUCACUAGUAACAUUUAUUUACACUUCUAUGAGAGAUGUCAUAUAUCCUUUUAUAAGCAGAAAAGAAAAUGUUUUCUAUAAAAUUCCAAUCCUUGUCAUAAACAAAGUUUUACCAGUGGUUUCAAUUACCCUUUUAGCACUAGUUUAUUUACCAGGAAUAUUAGCUGCUGGUUUCCAGCUGUACUUUGGCACCAAGUAUAAAAGGUUUCCUCAGUGGCUGGAUAGAUGGAUGUUAUCAAGAAAGCAAUUUGGACUCCUCAGUUUCUUCUUCGCUACAAUGCACGCCUGUUAUAGCCUAUGCUAUCCAAUGAGAAGAUCAUACAGAUACAAGCUGCUGAACUGGGCAUUCCAGCAGGUCAAACAAAAAAAAGAAAAUGCCUGGAUUGAACAUGAUGUUUGGAGAAUGGAGAUUUAUGUGUCUCUAGGAAUUCUGGGACUUGCUUUGCUGGCCUUGUUGGCAAUAACGUCAAUCCCAUCUGUCAGUCACGCUUUGACCUGGAGAGAGUUCCACUACAUUCAGAGCAAGAUGGGAUAUCUAGCUCUUCUGCUAUGCACCGUUCAUGCCCUGGUGUUUGCUUGGAAUAAGUGGGUUGAUGUGAACCAAUUUAUCUGGUAUACCCCACCUUCAUUUAUGGUAGCAGUGUUUCUUCCUAUUGUAGUUCUGCUUUGCAAAUGUGUACUGCUCCUCCCAUGUUUUAGGAAGAGGAUAAAAAAGAUCAGAUGUGGUUGGGAAGCUAAUACACAAACUAAUCAAACAAGCAUGACUUCCAGACUGUAGAUCAAAUAUGCUCAUUUCCUGUCUAUGUAUGUAAAUAUGCUCAAGGCCAUGAAAUGUUCACAUUCUUGCUCUAUUUUCAUGGUUUCCAUAGAUGUUUCUUUUUCAUUUUUCAUUUCUACUUCAGAAGUAUGGGAUACUUGAUGCAAUUUGGACCUUUUCUAAGACAGAAGAUGGAAACAUUAAUUUUACACUUUAAUCUAUUCAGUGUUCUGGUAUUUCACUCAUUUUCUUCUGACUGCCUGCUUUUAAAUUCCUAUGGCUUUGCUGCCUUAAUCAUAAUUCUUUCAGAGGCAAAAGCAAUCAUAAAUCAUUGCCCCAGAUAACCACAAAAAGUAAAUAAAUUAUUACACCACAGAACCCAGGAAUGCUUUCUGCUUCCCACAGCCAUGUUUGUUCCUUUGUUAAAUCUCAGUGUUAUAGAACAACUACUGGAGUAUUUAUCAUCCCAUUACCCCUUAUUGCCUACAUCCUAUGUUUCACUCUGCAAAAUGGGGACCUUGGCACAUGAGCCAGACAGAAACUGUGUAUUCCCACAAUGUGUUGAACUUAGACAAUUAGGCAAGCAGAAAUGUAGGGAACUUUACAAGGUAAAUCUCUCCUGGGGCUUGGGCACAGUCUAAAAAAAUGUUUUUAGACUCAUAUCUCUAUCCUAUACAGAACUAGGUGUGUCUCUAUUUACUUAAAACGAUAAAACAUUUCCCAUUUUUUUAUUCCAUGAACACAUUCUUUUGUUUCUGAUGCUGGAAAUUUUCCAUGCUUUUGACCUAAAAGUCUGCAGCCCUUCACAUGUGCUAAACUUUAUUCGUGCAAAUUAUUCCAGUGGGAUAACUCAGGUCAGGUAAAUGUGUUUUACUGUUUACUCUAGGGCCAGCACAAUUGUGUGACUGGAAGAAAAACAUUAAAAAUAGACAUUUGAAUCUUGACAUUCGUUUGGUGAGAAUUCCAUUUAAAAUUACUUUUGAAGGCAUUUGUUAUUAUGAGAAUUUUCAUAUGAGCUAAUUAAACCUCACUUUCCUUAUGUUGCGUGGGUCUCGCUGGGUGUUUUAAAUGAAUAAUUCAUUUGUUAGUAUCUAUUUUAAAUAUGCUAUGCAGUAGUUAAAAUUUUUACCCAGCAUCAGGAACAUUUCUGCCAGUCUCACUGCAUGAGUCGACUAGGACAUGGACUGAUGAUGCCACCUAUUGCUGGGAUCAUCUGAAUGAGAACAUCUGAAUGUAACUGGUAACGGCUCUGGUAUUAAAACAAACAGUAAAACAAUGUAUGCCUAAAAAAGUAUGUAAUGCAUGGUGCUAAUGGUUCUGCAGCUAAUGAUUCUUUUGUCCAUUUGUGGACUCGAUGUAUUGAGCAAAAAUAACAGACAAAUUAAAUAUCUACAGGGAUACUACAUUUUCUGUUUUCCUGGUUGUAAGUCUAUUCAAAUAUUGCAACUGAAAAGUUGCCUUUGUUAUUUGCACUUAAUGUAGUACUGCGAAAAUAACUGGGGACAUAGUGGCCUGGAUAAUGUAGACUGAAGAGAAAUGAGUGGCAUUGUGUAUCGAAUCACUAAUGCAUAACAGAGGCAAACACUCUCUAAAACACAGGAAGCUGGUCAGCAAUGUGAAUCUAAGAAAUUUGUAACAGAAGAGGAAAAGUGUGGUUGUCAAUGCAUUAGCAUUUACAUUUCUAUAAAUUAAAUAAAUAAAAUCCUCAAGAAGUCAUCUUAGGGAUAAAGAAUAAUAUUUACCAAAGGCUUAGGCAGUCUAUUACCUGCACUUUCUUGUCAGGAGUCAUAAAAAAAUAAAUAAAAUCAUUUUUCUAAUGGAAGAGGUUGAGGCAAGUGGAAUGGAAAAGAAUUCCCUUUGUCUGCUGUAUUAUCCACUAGCUACUCAUAAAGUGUGAUCAAACAUACUACUUGGGGCAAAGCUGAGACUGUAAGUACACCAAGCAACACUUGUAUGCAUCCAUUGAAAACAAUGACAUUUGGUUUUAUUCAAAUAUGUGCUAAAUUGUGCUCUCUAGUAUCAGCUCUGCUGUUCCUUUACUUAGAAAAUUUGGAGAAUUUAAUUCAAUCUCCAACUUUGUUAAAUUCUGGUCAAAUAGUAGGACUAGUUGUUUACAGCUGGCUGUAGAAGCCAACCCUUUGACAGAGGAAUA